AUGAGAAACAGUUCGAGGCCGUUACUGGAAGACAAGCAACAGCUGCGUUCAGUUGAGGUCCAAACGGACGAUCUGUACCUCAUCACAUCCGCUUUUCCUCCGCAAUUAAGGAGGACGAAUGUAAGCGAAAGUAGCGACAGCGAGAACGAGCACGAUGCGCUGAUGGGUGGCCAGGUCAGCCCCAACAGUUGGCCUCAUCGUCGAUGGGCCAGCAUCACGGAGAAACAAGUACCCGACGAAGAGGAUGCAGCCGACAUCAUCAUCAACCUGGGCUCUAAUAAGAGCAGCGUAUCCCUUGCUCACACCGCGCAGCAUUUAGCGACUCAGCCAUUGAACGAUUGUCCGGCCGUUGGGUUUCGACUGAGCCAAUCGGCCGCUUCGUCCAUCGUCCGGCUCGACGGAGACGCUUGGUCGGAUAGUAACGAAGCUUAUUACAGGCUCCAAUCACUGGGCAUCAUCGUCUGUAAGACUCCAAGCUCGACCGACAUACUUUAACACAUUUUUUUGUUCACAUAUAUUUCAAGGAACAUCUUCCAUGACUGGUCAUUGUUUUCCCUCCCGGUUUCGUGUAACAGGCUCAAAUCAAUGAUGACGUUUUUUUGAAUUAAAAGAAUUACCAUUCCAAUCAUCCGAUCAUAAUAGCGAACAAUCCAUGGAAUUUUUGAUUUGCAGUUUGUAUUCAGAAAACAAAAAAUCUGGACACCAAUUUUCAUCUUUUUUCAGAUGUGUCAAGCCAAUUGGAAGAAUGAAUAAUAUAUUUUUUUAAAAAUAGGAAACUCAAAGUUAAUGCACGUUUCGAAUAAUCUUUGUCCGUUUGCCGAGUCGUGUAUCUUUUGCGUUGUGUCACACAUCAAUCGAUCAUGUUCGUGUUGAUCCACGGUCUUAGCAACGCCACAUUCGUGUAAACACUUGCAGUUUCAGUUUCACUUUGGCACCCUGCAAUCAAAACAAAACCAAA
Molecule: messenger RNA, 958 nt
Organism: Daphnia magna
Lineage: Eukaryota; Metazoa; Arthropoda; Branchiopoda; Diplostraca; Daphniidae
Exons: 2
Coding region: 1-495 (164 amino acids)
Source: RefSeq, a predicted model, not a curated record